UUGCCUAGAGAUAAGAAAGAUAAUUUAUUAAAAGAUUACCUCAUACCCGACAAUUGUAGGUUAUUACAAGCACCUAAGCUAAAUGCCGAAAUAUCUGCAGCCGUAGCGGACUCUGUUAGGAACAGAGACAAGAUCCUAGUUGCCCAUCAGCAACAAUUAGGAUCGGGCAUAACUGCCGCCAACCGAGCGUUAAACAUUCUUUUAAGCGGCGAAGACAAGAAAGCUUCCAUAAAUCAUUUAAGUAAUGCCUGCCGCAUACUUUCGGAUUUACAUGCAACAAACACGAAUAGUCGCAUUAAACUCAUAACACCAAACCUAGAUAAGAAUUUUAUCCACAUCAUUCAAGAUUCAGUACGAGACGAAACUCUGUUUGGUAACAAUCUUUCUGAUAAGAUCAAGGCUGCCAAAUCAAUAGAACGUCAGGGUCUGCAAAUUAAAAAAUCUAUUUCGAGAUCUUCCGGACCUCAAACCACAAGCAACCGCUCUUCAAACUCGGGAAACUGGUCCGGCCCGCCCCGGUAUUCGUCGAUUCGCGGCAACCGAGGCGGGAAGAAAGCAAUAUCACAGAACCGCCGCGUAUACCCGAGCUCGACGCAACAGCAGUCAGCGUCGAAACCUGCAGCAGCGAUCAGGCCUCGUGCCCCGGCACCGCAGUAACUCAGGUACAUGCAGGCAGAAUUAAAUACUUUUUUAUUUGCUGGUCUAAAAUAACCUCCAAUCCAGUCAUUUUAGAUUGGAUACAAAACGGCCUGUCCAUACCUUUUUGCAAGAAAGUAAAUCAAAGAAAAAUACCUCACAAUACUUUUUCGAAGUUAGAGCAUCAGGAAAUGUCAAC
Molecule: messenger RNA, 835 nt
Organism: Papilio xuthus (Asian swallowtail)
Lineage: Eukaryota; Metazoa; Arthropoda; Insecta; Lepidoptera; Papilionidae
Exons: 1
Source: RefSeq, a predicted model, not a curated record